Symbiodinium necroappetens is the source of this 885-nucleotide messenger RNA. NCBI's taxonomy places the organism in Eukaryota, Dinophyceae, Suessiales, Symbiodiniaceae. The record is from the annotation of a GenBank genome assembly.
AUGGGUGGAAUCUGUUCUCCGCAGUCAGACGGCUGGGCCGCCUUGCAUCUCCCGGCCAUCGAGGAGCUUCUGAGAUGCAUGCCAGAGGAGGGACCAUGCGAUUCCGGUGACGUUUUCGGCACUUUCACGCCCAGCGUUGACACAGGAGUCCAGCACUCCACAGCUUUCCGAGCUGCACUGAACACUCUCCCGCUGGCGACUUCGUCAGGUGGCUUCGAGUUGCCCACACCGCCGUGGCCAAGCUUCAAGGACCGUAGAAUGCUGGAUGCGAGGGCACCGCCCCCAAUCCGAUCUGAGCACAUCGCAGCAGAUGCUUCUGGACCGUGGCAGGUGCCGCAGCUUGAUAUGGACCAGGAUGCUCCGGCGCUCCUGCCGGCCUACAUGAUGCAGGAUGUGUCGGCACAUCUUGGAGGAUCCGAGGAGAUAAACAAUCGUCCAGUCGGACACAAGAAGGUUCCGAAGAAGAUCAACAUUCAGGAAGAGUUUGCUCACUCCGACUGUGAGAUCACGACGGCCAUGAUUCGGAACGUUCCAAACCAAUUGAAUCGGAAACAGUUCCUGGAACGGCUCGACCAGCUGGGCUUUCGUGGUUUGUACGACUUCGUGUACAUGCCGAUGGACCGAUCAACGCGCAUGAAUGUGGGAUAUGCUUUCGUGAACUUUAUCAAGCCUGAAUUUUUCAGGAUGUGCCAAGCGGUGUUGCAGGGCAAGAGCUUUCUUGAGAAGGAGGAUCGCAACAAGCGCAAGAGUGGAAAGCCGAUCGUUGUCUCACCUGCCCAUGUUCAGGGGCUGCAAAACAACGAGAAGCACUUCAAGGAUGCAGCGGUGUCGCACACCCUCCACAGACCCGUCAAGUUCGUUUGCAACGGUCACUCGGGACCGUGA